AUGAACCUGGUGGUAGUUCAGCAUCAGGACACCUCACACUCUGACAGGUAGCCCUCAAAGGGUUCUGAGCUAGCCGAAGUGCACCGAAGUGCACAAUAUCAAAAGGCCUGACAUGGGAGAUUGUCCUAUCAGAGGAUGCUGACGUAUUCAGGCUCCUGCCAUGGGCAAGAUGCGAGGCAGUUAAGCUGCACUUGGAAGUCGACGAUGAAAUGUCACCCGUUGUAAUGCCUCCUUUGCUUGUUCCCGUAGCAGUUAAGGUAGAAUUGAAGGAAGAACUUAAUCCCCUUGAGAGCCUGGAAGAAAUCAGAAGAGAGUAUGAGCCUACAGAAUGGGUGGCUAGCAUGGUUGCGACUCAGAAGCUAAAUGGAAAGAUUAGGUUUUGCAUC
Porites lobata is the source of this 386-nucleotide messenger RNA. Lineage: Eukaryota; Metazoa; Cnidaria; Anthozoa; Scleractinia; Poritidae. The record is from the annotation of a GenBank genome assembly.